UACUGGUACAAGUUCUGAAAUCAGUCCGUCGAUACGCAGGGGGUAGAAGACAAAAACAGUCGGUGAAGUCACUAACGCCUGAGAAAAAGAUUGAAAUUUGUUCACGUCGGAAGAUUUCGCCGAGAAAGAAAAUGACUUCUACUUUUCUGGGAAAGCUUAAACAAAAAACUUACAUGCUACUCGGGUAUAAAAAUGUCCAAUCAAUUAAUCUUGGCAAAGCGAUUGAGAUAACAAGCCCAGACCGAGACGAGGCGGAGAAGAAGAGAAAACAUGAUGAAAUACUAACAGAUGAGGGAUCCGAGACAGACGAGGACAUGGCCAACUUUGACUAUGAGAACUAUGACUCCGAGGAAGAUCCAGAUUAUGAGCCCGACUCUGCGGAAGAAAGCGAGGAUUCUGAAUCAGAAGACGACGACGCAGAAAGUGACAUUGAAUUAGAGGUCGUCAAAAAUGAAACAAAUCCUGCAGUAGAAUUCGUUCAGCUAAAGGAAAAGCAGAAGGACGCCGCUCUCAUUCCUAAGGAAGAACCCCAUAAAUCUGCACCGGAAGUAGGAAAACCUGCGAACAAAGAUGAGAUUUCCCUAAAGCCGCAGUGGCAGCAGGACACAAAACUGGUGACACAGAAACGGAAAUCACUGGAUGAUGAAACGAAGUCUUCGUAAAGGGACGAACACAUUCAUUUUGGUUAAAAAUCAGAAUGAUCAGAACAUUUUGAGCACGAGUAUGAAUGAUGAGAAAAUAAAUCUAGAAAUUUAGAAAGAAAAUGACGUUCUCCUAUUUCCUCCUAUUUCGGACUGCAAAAAAACUGAAAUGUGAAAAAGUAAAAACAAAAUGAAAGUCUUAUCAAACCGAAAUGUAAAAAUUUAAAGUUCGACUGUGUUUGUGUUUGUAAUAAAGUUAUAUGUAUAAAUACUGUUUUCAAUAGAAUGUUAAUAUUCAGUUUCUUCAAUCUGUUUGGUUAUACACCACUAUAUAUCAAGAGUUUAUUUUUCUGUUACAUAAAAAAAAUCUAUCAUAAAUAAACUGCAUGUAUCUACAA
Mercenaria mercenaria is the source of this 1039-nucleotide messenger RNA. RefSeq lists its product as uncharacterized. Lineage: Eukaryota; Metazoa; Mollusca; Bivalvia; Venerida; Veneridae. Bases 132 to 662 code for a protein of 176 amino acids. The record is from RefSeq and is a predicted model, not a curated record. The transcript has 6 exons.